AUGGGGUUGAAAGACAAGAGGUUGAAGGAAGGCAGAAAGAAACACAAGAAGAAGCCUUCUGAAGAGGAAGAGGAGAUACCGGGGGCAGAGGAGGAAGAGGAUCCCAAAAAGAAGAAAAAGGGUAAAAAAUCCAAGAAAGACUCAGCAGGGAGUGACGAGGAAAAGACUGACAAAAAGAAAAGGAAAGGAAAAAAAUUCAAGAAGCAGGUUGACUACAGUGAGAUUUAUGAGCAGGAGCUGAAAAACUACAACACAGACUCCUCUGAUGGAUAUGAGGAUGAGUAUCACAAGAGAAAAGUUUACGAGGUGGUCACAAUCACAGGAGAUGUCCGAGGAGCAGGAACCGAUGCCAACAUUUUUGUCACUCUCUUUGGAGAAUAUGGGAUCACGCCCAAAGUGCACCUUGCCAGCAAGAGCAGAACAGCUUUUGAAAAGAACAAAACAGAUGUGUUCAGGGUCAAAACCAACAAUGUUGGGCAAAUAAAAAAAAUAAGGAUCGAGCAUGAUAACACUGGGAUGAAUGCGAGCUGGUUCCUUGACAGGGUGGUGGUCACGGACAUGAACAGACCCCACCUCCGUUAUUACUUCCCUUGUAACAACUGGCUCAGCAGAGAGGAGGGAGAUAGACUGUAUGUGAGAGACCUGCUGGGCAGCCUCAACCCGAUGGAUGUACCAAAACUCAACAAGUAUAUUGUUAGUGUAUUCACUCCGGACAUUAAGGGCAGUGGUACAGAUGCAGAUGUUUUCCUAAAUAUAUUUGGAGAAAAUGGAGAUACAGGUGAAAGAAGGCUCGACAAUGACAAAAACAACUUUGAACGGGGGUCUGAGGACAAGUUUACCAUUGAGGCUCCCAAUUUGGGACGGUUGAGGAAGAUCACCAUUGGUCACAACAACAAGGGCUCCUCCGCUGGCUGGUUUCUCGACAAGGUGAUAGUUGAUGAUAUGGGCAACAAAGCUGUGUAUGAGUUCCCUGUGAACCGUUGGUUUGCAAUGGAUGAAGAUGAUGGCAAAAUCCAGCGGGACAUCCUGGUGGGAGGCAGCCAGGCCACAGGUAUUGUUUACAACGUCUCUGUGGUGACUGGCAAAGUCAGAGGUGCUGGCACCAACUCCAAGGUUCAUAUUCUCAUGCAUGGCUCCAAGGGCAUCAAGAACAGUGGGAAGAUCUUCCUGGAGGGGGGGAAGUUUGAGCGGGGGCUGACAGACAUCUUCAAUGUGGAGAUUGCUGCGCUGCUCAGCCCCCUUAGCAGAGUCACCAUCGGGCAUGACAACAACGGGGUCAGCUCGGGAUGGUUCUGUGAAAAGGUGAUAGUGUACUGUCCAUUCACUGGUAUUGAGCAGACUUUCCCAUGUGCUAAAUGGCUGGAUGAAGACGAGGGAGAUGGGCUGAUCGAAAGGGAGCUCUAUGAAAUGGUGUCCCUCCGGCAAAAGAAACAAAAAAGACUACCAUGGUCACUGUGGAUCUGGACCAGUGACAUCAAGAAUGCGGGGAGCGAUGCAAAUGUCUUCCUUCAGAUCUAUGGGGAGAAGGGUAAAUCGGACGAAAUGAGACUGGAUAACAAUUCAGAUAACUUUGAAGCUGGUCAAACAGAUAAGUUCAUGAUUGAGCUUCCUGAUUUGGGAGAUCUAUUCAAGCUUAGAAUUUGGCAUGAAAAAAGAAACCCAUUUGCAGGCUGGCAUUUAAAUAAGGUCACCUUGUUGAAGACACUGUCAAAAGAGAAGUACACAUUUCACUGUGGCCGAUGGCUGGAUAUGAAUGAAGAUGACAAUGAGAUUAUCAGGGAGCUGCCAGCAGAAGGACAACUGGUUAAAAAUCCUCUGCCAAUUGUGAAGUACAGAAUCACCAUCUACACAGGAACCAAGAGCGGGAGCGGCACAGACGCCUCUGUCUUUAUCUGUCUCAUUGGUGACAUGGGAGACACAGGAGAGCGGGUCUUGUACGCCAGCAAGAACAAUGUCAAUAAAUUUGAAAGCGGAAAUGCAGACGAGUUCCUUAUCGAGGCGGUGUCUUUGAAGCAGGUGAGGCGAGUGAGGAUCGGGCACAACGGCAGAGGUGGUGGCUGCGGCUGGUUCCUGGAUAAAGUGGUAGUAAGGGAGGAAGGACAGCCAGAAACACAGGCCGUCGAAUUCCCUUGCAACAGGUGGCUUGACAGGAAUGAAGAUGAUGGUCAGAUCGUUCGAGAGCUAGUGCCAGCUGGAGAAACACCGAUGCUUAGAAACAUCAGUUACCACAUUGCAGUGAAGACAGGCAAUAUUCCAGGUGCCAGCUCAGACUCCAAGGUGUUUGUCAAGCUCUACGGAGAGAAGGGGGGCACUAACAAACAGCUCCUGGUGGUCUCUGACAACGACCUGCAUAAUUACUUUGAAACAGGACAUACGGAUAUUUUCACAAUUGACACUAUGGAUAUUGGAAAGAUCAACCGGCUCCUGAUUGGACACAACAACGAAGGCUUGCGUGCUGGUUGGUUCCUUGACAGUGUUCAGAUUAAGGUGCCUGUCCAUGGGAAGCAGUACAUGUUCCCCAGUCAUCGUUGGCUCUGCAAAGACGAGGCUGAUGGGAAGGUGGAGGUGGAGAUCUACCCCAGCGAAAUACUGGACAUUGAAAAAUUUGAUAACUAUGAAAUUACAGUGAACACUGGCAACGCUCUGGCUGCGGGCACUAACGCCAGCGUCUUCAUCCAGAUUUAUGGGGAGAAAGGAAAGACAGAGUUAAUCAGCCUUCAGAACAGAUCGAACAACUUUGAACGCGGAGCAACCGAAGUGUUUAAGGUGGAAGCCGCAGGUGUUGGCAAGCUCUUCAAAAUUCGGAUUGGCCACAACGGAAAGGGUGCUAUGGAUGGCUGGUACUUGGAGUCAGUCAUCAUCAAGCACCUCACCACCUCGAUAGUGCCGCAGGAGGAUAAGAAGAAGAAGAAAAAGAAUACAGAGAACACCUACGAAGUCCAUGUGUUCACAGGGAGUGUGUUGGGCGCAGGAACAGAUGCCAAUGUGUAUAUUAAUGUGUAUGGAGAAAUGGGAGACACAGGAGAGAGGCAUCUGAAGAAGUCGAAUAACCUCAAUAAGUUUGAGAAAGGACAGGAAGAUAUAUUCACAAUCCCAGCUAUUGAUCUGGGGCUGUUGAAGAAGCUGCGAAUUCGCCAUGACAACUCUCAAGCACAAGCUGCCUGGUUCCUAGACAGAGUGGAAAUUAUAGAUGGCAAGGAUGACUCUACGUAUUAUUUCCCAUGUGAGCGGUGGUUAGCUAUUGAUGAAGAUGAUGGCCAGAUAGCCCGAGAGCUGGUUCCUGUAGAUGAGGCAUUUAUGAAAAAGAACUCAGACAGUGACGAGCAGUCUCAGGCUACCCUAGGACUGGAGCAGAAAGCUCAAUCUACAACCUACACUGUGACAGUGAAAACUGGAGACAAAAAGUACGCUGGAACAGAUGCUAAUGUGUUCAUUACCCUGUAUGGCGAUAAAGAUGACACAGGAAUUGUUAACCUCAAAGCUUCUAAGACUUACAAGAACAAGUUUGAGCGAGGACAUAUCGAUGAGUUCACUGUGGAGGCGGUGGAUAUCGGGAUGCUGAAAAAGAUACGAAUCGGGCAUGACUGUCUUGGCAACUCAUCUGGCUGGUUUCUGGACUGGGUGGAGAUUGACGCUCCUUCACUGGGUCAAAAGCUGCGCUUCCCCUGUGGGCGCUGGCUGGACAAAGCAGAGGAUGAUGGAGCGACUCAGAGGGAUCUCUUUCCUGCAAAUCUCCAGACUCAGGAGUACAUUCCAUUUGUGCCUUACGAAAUCACCACAUACACUAGUGAUAUUUAUGGUGCCGGGACAGAUGCUGAUGUUUUCAUUGCCCUCUAUGGGAGAGACAGCAUCUGCACUCAGCAGAAAUCACUGUGUAUCAACAAGCGAGAAAGGCGCAUGUACUUUGAGCGAGGCUCAGCUGAUAAGUUUAUUGUAGAGCUGGAGGAUGUUGAUGACGUUAUUGAAAAGAUCCGAAUCGGACACGAUGGGAAGGGAAUCAACUCUGGCUGGCACUUAGACAGAGUGGAAAUCAGAAGACUUUUGCCUAAGGGAAAAGGAUCAGAGACAACAAUCUUCCCCUGUGAACGCUGGCUGGCUAAAUCCGAAGAUGAUGGGGAGAUUGUGCGGGAGUUGGUGCCAUCAGAAAUCAUCCAGGAGAAGCUGCUCCGGGAUGGGACGCUGAAGCGGACGGAGAGCAUUGUGGAGGAUGCCCUGGAGACCCACACGUACACAGUGUCUGUGUACACUGGGGAUGUGUACGGCGCCGGCACUGAUGCCAAUGUCUUCCUCACCAUCUAUGGAGAUCUGGGAGAUACUGGAGAGAGAAAACUCAGAAAGUCUGAAACCAACUCCAACAAGUUUGAAAGAGGACAGGUUGAUAAGUUUACAAUUGAAGCAGUGGAUCUGGGGCAGAUUUACAAGUUAAAUAUCCGCCAUGACAACACCAUGAUGAAUGCCGACUGGUACUUGGAGCAGGUGGAGAUUAUGGAUAGGGACACAGAGGAGACAUACUUAUUCCAGUGUGAGCGCUGGCUGUCCAAGAACAAGGAAGACAAGAAGAUUGAGAGGAUUCUUUAUGUUAAGGGCUAUGAUGGAGAUCGGAGCAGCCUCAACAGCUCAAAAAAAAGUUUGAAAGACUCCUCUCUGCGCCUCAAGGCUCUGGACAGCAACAUGAACAAGAAGAAUAAGAGGAAGAGCAUCCUGGAUGAAAUCAUAGAGGAGGGGGCCAUGAUUUCUUAUCACAUUACCAUAUCGACUGGUUCAGAGCGGGAUUCUGGCACAACCAGUCGCGUUUACAUCAUCAUCAUGGGAUCCCACCAAGUUCAAACAGCCCGACUCUGGCUGGAUCUCCCAGAGGACAAAACAGGCUUUGCCCCAGGAUCCAUGGAGAAAUUUCAGGUGGAGGGAGCAGACGUGGGAGAGAUCAAGAAAAUUGAGCUAGGUCAUGAUGGGGCCACUCCAGAGAGCUGCUGGCUAGUGGAAGAGCUAGCCGUUGCCGUGCCAACCAAAGGGGUCAUGUACAUUUUCCAAUGCAAAUGCUGGCUUGCCAAAGACAGAGGGGAUGGUCUCACAGCUCGCAUUUUCAGUAUACUUGAUGCUGACAGCAUCAACAUUGGACAAAAGAUCCUUUAUGAGGUAAUUGUUGUCACUGGAGACACUCAGAAUGCUGGGACUGAUGCCAACAUUUACAUGUCAGUAUUUGGAGCCAAUGGGACUACAGAGGAGAUCUUGCUCUGCAAAAAUGGAAACAGGUUUGAAAGAGGUCAAGAAGACACCUUUGCUAUGGAGAUUGAUGACAUUGCUCCUCUGAGGAAGAUACGAGUACGCACAGAUGGAAAAGGAAGCCGCCCUGACUGGUUCUUGAAUAAGAUCAUUAUGCAGAAUAUGAGCAGCAAGGAGGUUUCUGUUUUCACCUACAAUGAGUGGCUCUCAAAGACACGAGGACCCAAGAGAACCACGGUGUGCGAGUUGGCAGCAGUGAUUGAUGAUGAGGAAAUGGUGGAGAAAACCACCUACACUAUCAUGGUGAAAACCAGCGACAUAUCAGGGGCUGGCACCGAUGCCAAUGUCUAUAUCAUUGUGUUUGGAGAGAACGGGGACACGGGCACAAUCCCACUGAAAGAAUGCAAUAAAGCCAACAAGUUUGAGCGGAAACAAACGGACGUCUUUAAGUUCCCAGAAAUGUUGAGUCUGGGAGAGCUCUCCAAGGUCAGAGUAUGGCAUGACAAUAAAGGUGCUUCAGCAGGCUGGCACUUGGAGUUCAUUGAUGUGAAGGAUGAAACGAUGGAUAAAACAUUCCGGUUCCACUGUAAUCGUUGGCUAGCGAAGAAUGAAGAUGACGGGCAGAUCAUACGGGAACUGCCCUGUGCAAAUAACGAUGUUCUGGACUUCUCAGACCGAACUAAAUAUGAAAUUCUUACAGUAACAAGUGACUGGGAUGAUGCAGACACAAAGGAAAAUGUUUGGAUUGUGUUGGAAGGGAAGAAGGGCAGAUCCAAAGAGUUCCUGCUGGAGAAUUCAACCAAGAAAAAGAAGUUCUUAAGGGGAGCUACUGACAAAUUUGAUUUUUCCUCAAAAAAUGUUGGUGAUAUUGCCAACAUUUGUCUUGGCCACUGUCCAAAAGAAGGAAAGAAAUUUACAAUGAAAAAUGAUGAAUACUGGCAUGUGGAAGAAAUAAUUAUCACAGAACAGGAGCUUGGAAACAAAUACAUUUUCCGGUGCAAAGCAAAAAUACCAUUGUCGCCCAAGAGGGAUGACUUCUUGAGUUUUGAGUGUGCCAAGGCGGUGGAGAGCUUUGCCAGCAAGGCCCGGAGCCUGGUUCCCGUCAAGUACGAGAUCAUCGUCAUUACAGGAGGUGAAAAGGGGGCCGGAACUGACGCCAAUGUCUUCAUCACUAUUUACGGCUCCAAUGGCGACUCUGGCAAGCGGGCGCUGCAGCAGAAGUUCCGGAACCUCUUUGAACGCGGACGCACUGAUCGCUUCAUGGUGGAGAUGCUGGACUUGGGGGAAAUCCACAAAGUAAAAGUUGAGCAUGACAACAGUAGCAUGAGUCCAGGAUGGUUAUUGGACAGAGUGGAGAUCACAAAUACUGCCACGGGCGUCACCACUCUUUUCCUUUGUGGCAAAUGGUUGGACAAGAAGAGAGCUGAUGGACAGACCUGGAGAAUGCUGUACCCGAAAUAGUACAUAAUUUACUUUAGUUUUGUUUUUUUUGUUUUUUUACAGUAGUUAAAGCUGCUUAGCCCAUCUGAGCCAGGUUUUAUAGGCUGUAGACAAGAGCCUCUCCAAUUUGGCAAAUUCCAUUCACUUACAAACAUGUAUUUUUUUUUUUUUUUUACAUUUAGUUCAAAACAGGACCUCAUGAGAACAGAAAGAUGCUGGGAAGGCUGAGUAUGUCACAUUAUGUAUUUUGAUCCCAGCACACUCUUUAAAAUGUUUUAAUGUAAUUGGAACAAAAGCUUUUGUGAUAAACUUAGACAUAUAAAAACAGCCUAAAUUGACAGCCUAAAGCACAGUUCUAAUAAAUUAAAAUUUUGAAAUGGCAACAUUUCCAGUAAGUCAAGUAAUGAAUCAAGAGACACAUUUGUGUUUUUUCAAAUGAGUGGACAACUUACAUGAAAUGUUUCAUUUUUAAAAACUUACAUUUUUUUUCCUGAGAAUUCUUACUGAAAACUAUGUGUAUAAUACAAACGUUGG
Messenger RNA from Polyodon spathula (Mississippi paddlefish), 7197 nucleotides. RefSeq names its product lipoxygenase homology PLAT domains 1b (gene loxhd1b). Lineage: Eukaryota; Metazoa; Chordata; Actinopteri; Acipenseriformes; Polyodontidae. The transcript is spliced from 41 exons. The record is from RefSeq and is a predicted model, not a curated record. Bases 1 to 6684 code for a protein of 2227 amino acids. Gene Ontology annotation, molecular function: protein binding.